Cryptomeria japonica (Japanese cedar) is the source of this 1592-nucleotide messenger RNA. RefSeq lists its product as uncharacterized. Gene Ontology annotation, molecular function: protein phosphatase regulator activity. The transcript is spliced from 7 exons. NCBI's taxonomy places the organism in Eukaryota, Viridiplantae, Streptophyta, Pinopsida, Cupressales, Cupressaceae. Gene Ontology annotation, cellular component: nucleus; protein phosphatase 4 complex; cytoplasm. The record is from RefSeq and is a predicted model, not a curated record. Gene Ontology annotation, biological process: protein dephosphorylation. Bases 186 to 953 code for a protein of 255 amino acids.
UGUGGACAAAGGAGGAAAGCGUUGUCAUUACAACUACCAUAAUAGAAAGAGAGUAGUGAGGCAAACGAAUACAUGCUGGUUGAGUUCCUGCGGCUAAUAGUUAUUUGAUCCUCUGUAUUUUGAAAGAAAGGGAGUUCAAUUUCUGAUAUUUUCCCUGUAUUUUUUAAACAAAAUCUUAAAUCAACAUGCAGCUUCCGCGGGAAGAAUUGCCGGGCGCAGAAGCCCUGGCUUCAUUUUGCAGGGAAGAUGAUGCAAAGUGUGAAUUCACAGAGGAGCUCAGAGGUAUUUUGGAGGUUAUUUCUAGAACUGGAAAGUAUUGGCAUAAUUGGACUAUGUUGAAAAAAUUGUUAUCUUUCCGUUUGAAGCAGGUAUGGUGGAGGUAUGAUUACAUCUUGUCUUAUGUUUUGACAGAAUAUCACGAGUCUCUUAUGGCUGUUGAUUCUGCUGCAUGUGAAAACCUCAUAGCAGGGGAAACAUAUCCAGAAUUAGUUAGCAGGCUUGAGGAAGCUCUUGAUUGCUUUGUUGAGGGUCCUCCAUUUACCCUUCAACGAUUGUGUGAGAUAUUGUUGAAGCCACAAAGCAUCUAUCCUAAUAUAUCGAAGGCAUCUCUUGCAUUGGAAAAGAUUUUGCUGGUGACAUCCACCCUGCCAGUGAGUAUUGAUCCCUAUCCAUCAUUUUCUCUCUCCAGUUCAUAUGAGAAUGGUCCCAAGCAAAAUGGAAGUCACGACACUGCUGCCAAUACCAAUGAAGUUCCUAAUACCACUGAAGUUGCCAAUGCUGCCGAAGCUUCUAAUACUGCCGAAGUUGCCAAAACAGUUGACGCCAUCAUUACAGAUGAAGAGAUGAUUGAUGCUAGCAUGGAUGUUGAUGAGAAAUCAGAGACCAAUGAACGAAAUGGUGACUUGGAUGCAUUUACAAAAAAAACUCCUGAGAUUCCCUGUAAUGGUGACUAGACUCCCGUUUCUGAAUCUGUUACAUAUGAGUCCUGUUUCCAUGUUUUCUUGUUAAAUAUGGGGAAAUAUCGAUCGUUUAGCUCUGACAUUGUUUAUUCUUUAUAUUUUCAAGGAUAUUUUUAAACUUCUGUCUCCCUCUGCUCCUUUCAAUGGAAAAUAUCCUCUGAAAGCUUGUGACUUAUGAGAAAUUUUAAAGAAAACAAGCAACAGCAUAUUUGGGUGCGAAUUAAAAAAAAUCAUCGAAGGAGCAUACUCGGACCCCAAAAGAUUUGUGUCACGUAUCAUGUUUUUGAACUGUAGAUGAUGGGAAGUUAGCAUGCUCCAUGUUUCAGUUCAACGAGGCAAUGUUGUAUCUUAUUCUAAUUAUUAUAUCUGCCCUUCCAGUGAACUGGGAAAUGAAUGGAUGCUGAAACAGUAAGACUGAAUUUUGGGAACAGAUACCCUUAUUGUAGGAACUUAGCAGGCUAUAGAAUUAACGACAAUUAUAAUCAUGGUGUCUAAGCUCGGACCUUCAUACUUUUGCUGAAAUGCAUACAACUUGAAAUGCAUUCAAACAUAAGUCAGGUUCAAAAUGUGUCGAUGAACUUUUAUAAAAUAUGGUGCUCGUGUAAAAGCUCCAGUGCUAUUUUGCUUACAAAA